GACAGACCGUGUGUUUCCAAAAUGGCGGCAGCGAUGGAUGUGGAUACCCCGAGCGGCACCAACAGCGGCGCGGGCAAGAAGCGCUUUGAAGUGAAAAAGUGGAAUGCAGUAGCCCUCUGGGCCUGGGAUAUUGUGGUUGAUAACUGUGCCAUCUGCAGGAACCACAUUAUGGAUCUUUGCAUAGAAUGUCAAGCUAACCAGGCGUCCGCUACUUCAGAAGAGUGUACUGUCGCAUGGGGAGUCUGUAACCAUGCUUUUCACUUCCACUGCAUCUCUCGCUGGCUCAAAACACGACAGGUGUGUCCAUUGGACAACAGAGAGUGGGAAUUCCAAAAGUAUGGGCACUAGGAAAAGACUUCUUCCAUCAAGCUUAAUUGUUUUGUUAUUCAUUUAAUGACUUUCCCUGCUGUUACCUAAUUACAAAUUGGAUGGAACUGUGUUUUUUUCUGCUUUGUUUUUUCAGUUUGCUGUUUCUGUAGCCAUAUUGUAUUCUGUGUCAAAUAAAGUCCAGUUGGAUUCUGGAACGGAUGCUCUCUCUUGUGUAUGUGAACAAAGUGAACAUAAAUGAAGAGUCUCCCCUUCCAAGGCUGAAAACUCAGCUUUUGAAAGUGAAAUGUUUGUUCAUCGGGGCCAGAGCAGGGUUGUCCUCUGAGCGCAUCACUUAGUGACGAGGAAUCCAACAGCUCAAGGCAGAGUGUGGAUCACCGGCUCCCGAAAACAGCAGUCAGCCCUUCUUUCUCCUGUGUGACAGCAGUGGGCAGCUGAAAGAGGGAAGAAUGUGGGAUUCAGUCAUCAAACCCAGUUCUGAGUCCUGGUUCCACAGCUUGGGUACUGAUGGCAAUCUUGGCCAAGUUGUCUCUCUACUCUGAACUUUCCUCCUCUGUACUGUGGGCUUCUGAGGACUAAGUGGCAUCAUGUGGGCACAGAGAGAAGCUUUGUAAAAUGUAAAACCGCUAUACAAAUGUGACCUUUGGUUGUGUAUGACAGCAGUCCCCAACCUUUUUGCCACCAGGGAUUGGUUUCAUGGAAGACGAUUUUUCCAUGGACCGGGGGUGGGGCGGGGGUGUGCUUGGGGAUGGUUUUGGAACUGUUCCACCUGAGAUCAUGAGGCAGUAGAUGGACCGCGCAACCUAGAUCCCUCACAUGCACGGUUCGCCAAUAGGGUUGAA
Messenger RNA from Homo sapiens (human), 1169 nucleotides. RefSeq names its product ring-box 1 (gene RBX1). Gene Ontology annotation, biological process: SCF-dependent proteasomal ubiquitin-dependent protein catabolic process; protein K48-linked ubiquitination; protein neddylation. The coding region runs from base 22 to 348 and encodes 108 amino acids. The transcript has 5 exons. The record is from RefSeq and is marked reviewed. NCBI's taxonomy places the organism in Eukaryota, Metazoa, Chordata, Mammalia, Primates, Hominidae. Gene Ontology annotation, molecular function: ubiquitin-protein transferase activity; NEDD8 ligase activity; ubiquitin protein ligase activity. Gene Ontology annotation, cellular component: cytosol; Cul4A-RING E3 ubiquitin ligase complex; cytoplasm.